This is a messenger RNA of Protobothrops mucrosquamatus (brown spotted pit viper), 878 nucleotides long. RefSeq names its product teneurin-2-like. The record is from RefSeq and is a predicted model, not a curated record. NCBI's taxonomy places the organism in Eukaryota, Metazoa, Chordata, Lepidosauria, Squamata, Viperidae. The coding region runs from base 1 to 549 and encodes 182 amino acids. The transcript has 2 exons. Gene Ontology annotation, biological process: signal transduction. Gene Ontology annotation, cellular component: membrane.
AUGGAUGUAAAAGACAGAAGGCACCGUUCUUUGACAAGAGGUAGAUGUGGGAAGGAAUGUCGCUAUACAAGUUCUUCACUGGACAGUGAAGACUGCAGAGUACCUACUCAGAAGUCCUACAGUUCAAGUGAAACACUGAAGGCUUAUGAUCAUGAUACGAGAAUGCAUUAUGGAAAUCGAGUUACUGACCUAGUUCACAGAGAAUCCGAUGAAUUUCCCAGACAAGGAACUAACUUCACCCUUGCUGAACUAGGAAUUUGUGAGCCCUCCCCCCACCGAAGUGGUUAUUGUUCAGAUAUAGGAAUCCUUCAGCAAGGCUAUUCCCUCAGUACUGGGUCUGAUGGUGACUCAGAUACAGAGGGUGGAAUGUCUCCUGAGCAUGCCAUUCGACUUUGGGGGAGAGGGAUUAAAUCCAGGCGGAGCUCUGGUCUGUCAAGCCGUGAAAAUUCUGCCCUUACCCUGACUGACUCUGACAAUGACAAUAAAUCAGAUGAGGAAAACGGUAGGCCUAUUUCUGCAGUACAUUUUGUAAUGUAUAUGCAUAUGUGACGAUGUGAUCGCACAUGCUUGCCAUAUUAGAUGGUAAAACAAAAGCUGUAUUUCCCUUGGGAAGUCAAAAUGCAGGUUCGUAGUAUGCUUCCCUAUGGGGGAAGUGAUCUAUUUUUAGGGAACCGUGAAAAAGAGGUUUAACUCAUCCUGAUAGCAAACAUAUAAAUUAUAUUUGGGUAAGAGUCCGUCAUCAAAUGAUACUAUUCUCUCCAAAUCUUCAAAUGAAAAGAAAUGAAACUUUGCUGAUUCAAAUGUAAAAUGUAUUUAAUAUAAAGACAUUUUCAAAAAUAAUGAUCAGGCUGUAUAUCAUCAGUUUUGCUAUCUGGUUA